UUCCCCCCCUCUCUCUUUGCCUCGGUUUUGUGCUUGCUGCAAGCCAUAGCGCAACACAGCAACCAUGUUGAAGUUUGAAAAGAAAAUGAAAACCCUUGUAGCGUUAUGCACCAUUUCAUUGCUGUUGGUCCAAGAAGCAAUUUGUUCUGCUAUGAGGCAACAGAUGCUAACACAAUUUCAAGCAAAGCUUCAGGAAAUGGCAGUCACCAAACCCCCCUUCCCAUUUUCAUCCCCGAAAAAGGAUGGGAGAGUAUUUUAUCCAAUUGGGUAUGGAGCAGACCCAACAGGGGCUCAAGAUAGCAGCGAUGCUAUAUUGAAAGCUUUGGGUGAUGCCUUGAAAGUGCAAAAUGGGAGUGAAUUGCUUCCUGGAAUCAAUGACUUGGGUGGAGUUGUCAUAGAUUUUCAAGGUGGAAACUAUAAGAUCAGCAAGCCGAUCAGAUUUCCCGCCGCUGCUGCUGGCAAUCUUGUGAUGAAAGGAGGGACUCUACGAGCAUCAAAUACAUUUCCCGGCAACCGGCACAUUAUUGAAUUAUGGUCACCAAAUUCUGAGCUAAUUAAGGAAAUAGAUUCCUACAAUUUUAAUCAUCUCAUCAACAUCAAUCAACAAGACAAUGUUGGCAUCUACUAUGAAGACAUUACUUUCCGAGACAUCCUCUUUGACUCGAGUUUUCGGGGAGGAGGAAUCCUCAUUAUCGAUUCAACUCGAAUCCGGAUAGAUAAUUGCUUCUUUCUCCACUUCACAACACAAGGAAUUCUAGUUGAGAGAGGCCAUGAGACAUUCAUAUCAAGCAGCUUUCUAGGACAACAUUCCACGGUUGGCAAAGAUAAAGGCGAAAAAGAUUACUCAGGAACUGCUAUUGAUAUUGCAGGUAAUGAUAAUUCAAUCAACAAUAUUGUAAUUUUCUCAGCAGCCAUUGGAAUUUUAUUGAGGGGUCAGGCUAAUUUGGUCACAGGAGUACAUUGUUAUAACAAGGCAACGUCUUUUGGUGGUGUAGGAAUUCUAGUGAAAAUUGGUGCAUCAUUGACUAGAUUAGACAAUUGCUACAUGGAUUUCACAGCUAUAGUUAUAGAGGAUCCAUCUCAAGUUCAUGUUACUAAUGGAUUAUUUUUUGGAGACGCCAAUGUAGUGUUGAAAUCCAUCAAGGGCCAAAUUUCUGGGAUAAAUAUUGUGAAUAACAUGUUUAAUGGAGAUCCUAGAUUUAUGAAUCCAGUGGUGAAAUUAGAUGGGGAUUUUACUAGCAUUGAUCAAGUUGUGAUCAAUAAGAACAAUGUUCAGGGCAUGAGCAUGAAAUCAACCGAAGGGAAGUUAAUGGUGACCGGAAAUGGAACGAAAUGGGUGGCUGAUUUUUCGUUGGUGUUGGUAUUUCCCAACCGGAUUAGACAUUUUCAGUACUCAUUUUAUGUACUGGAUGUGCCCGCUGCUGGACUUGUGACGCACGCAGUGACCAAUGUAUCUAAUAAUUUAGUAGUUGUGGAAAGCAACACUGCUGUUAAUGGGAUUGUCUCUGUAGCUGUUGAUCAGUAGAAUCCUACUGGAGAAGAAUAAAAUCUAAUUCAUCCUUUAACCUAUAAUUAUUGAUUUCAUUUUAGAUUAUGUUUGAUAAAACGUGAUCAAAUUAUAAAUGUAAUUCUAGUUAUAUUAAACGAGUUAUUUCAUUAUUUUUUUUU
Hevea brasiliensis (rubber tree) is the source of this 1668-nucleotide messenger RNA. Its product is annotated as polygalacturonase QRT3. NCBI's taxonomy places the organism in Eukaryota, Viridiplantae, Streptophyta, Magnoliopsida, Malpighiales, Euphorbiaceae. Gene Ontology annotation, molecular function: polygalacturonase activity. The record is from RefSeq and is a predicted model, not a curated record. The transcript is spliced from 3 exons. The coding region runs from base 65 to 1525 and encodes 486 amino acids.